Messenger RNA from Ylistrum balloti, 2765 nucleotides. Its product is annotated as cell death protein 3-like. Gene Ontology annotation, biological process: regulation of apoptotic process; proteolysis. NCBI's taxonomy places the organism in Eukaryota, Metazoa, Mollusca, Bivalvia, Pectinida, Pectinidae. The record is from RefSeq and is a predicted model, not a curated record. The transcript is spliced from 9 exons. Gene Ontology annotation, molecular function: cysteine-type endopeptidase activity. The coding region runs from base 389 to 2206 and encodes 605 amino acids.
UGUUGAAGAAAGUUCGUGAUAUGUAAUAUCUAGAUCAAAGUAUUAAUUUAAAAACAAUUAAUUUCAUAUAAUUCUGUCAUGCAUGCAUCUGUACAUAAUAUCUGCACAUGCUUAGAUAAUUAUUUUUUAAGUUGAAUUAUACACACACAUUUUGAUAUUACAGAAGCGGGCGCUCAUUUCCAAAUAUAGUUUUCUAUGUUUGUGUGUGUAUCAUAGACGUGUACAAAGUGUUUUGCAUACAGAAUUGUUUGUCAUCGAUUCAGUCCAUCUAUUUUCCGUAUUGUUUUGAAAACACAACCUAAACUAUCAGAAUCGGAGGUGUACGAACUGCAUGCAAUUACUGCACAUUUCAUAGGUGAAAAUAAAGCUAGAUAUUGAAUACAUCAUUAUGGAAGAGCAUCAUGCAACUUUGCUGAGAAAAUAUCGACCAUUCAUUGUCAAGCAACUGAUAGAUAUUGAAGCAGUGUGUGACCAAUUGAUUGCAUUCGAAAUCUUCACAGAGAACAUGGUAGAUGAUAUUAUGUCAAAAUCUCCGAGUGCCAGUAAAACAAGACAUCUGCUAUCAUUGCUGGUGAUGCGUGGUCCUAAUGCAUUUAAUUCAUUUUAUGAAGCUUUGAUAAUUACAAAAAACAACCUAAUUGCUUUUGUUUUGAAACCACCAAAUUCAGGUGGGGAAACAAAACCAAAAGCAGAUUCUCCUGACGAAACUAUUUUAUUAAAGGUUCCAAGUUUUGAUAUUUCACAAAGAGAAAUGAAUGAUAAUCAAGAUUUUAGAAGCCUUGGAAUACAACAGGGAAAUUUAGAUGAUUCUAAGACAGAAUAUAGCGAAUAUGAUAAUGAAAUGUUACAAAGAAACCAAACAAAGAGUAAAUCAGCAUUUAGCUUCACAGCUCAAGUUUCUGAAGAAAACAGUCUAAGUUCAGGCAUUUUAGUGUCUGGAUCUGACCUACACGUUGCCCAUGGUAACCCAGAGGUUUCAAGUGAGGAACAAAGGUGUGCGGAGAACAUCCAUCAAAACCCUUAUGGGGCUCAUAAUCAAGAGGCUGCUUGUUCUCUACAAGGCUGCUUAAGUGUUCCUUCAGAUAAUUCACUGGCUACAGAACUAUUAAAUACCACAAGGGGCAACACUGAACGAGGACAAGAAGUUACUUUUUCCAGUAGUGAUGAACAUGUUGCACGGUCGGGAGGAAUUUCGUCAUCCCAACCUGUAGAACAAAACUACGCAUCAAACUUUGCAGCUUCUGCAGAAAGAACAAGUAACUGGCCAAGAACAAGGUCACAUUCACGUCCUCUUGCUGAUAUGAAUAUAAAUAAACCCGCACUCAGUCAACAGCAGUUGCAGCAGUUUUCUAUGGAAAUAGCUACUGAUCAGGUCUACCCGGUAGAUCCAAAAUAUCAGCGACGGAUUAUCAUCAUCAAUAAUUCUACAUUUCUGGCAAAUUCUGGACUGCCACCACGAACCACUGGAAAUAUUGAUGCAACCAGCCUGGAUCUGCUCUUCAAGAAGUUGGAUUUCCACACAAAGACCUACAACGAUUGUUCUUGUGAGAGGAUGCUGGACAUCUUAAAUGAAGAAAAAAAUAGAGAUAAUCUCCAACAGAUUGGUGCUUUAGUUGUAGUAAUUUUAUCACACGGAGAAGGGGAGAAGAUUUACGGGACAGACGGUCGAACUGUUAACCUUAGAGACAUAAUCAAACUGUUCAAUGAAGAACACUGCCCAGAACUAACAGGAAAACCUAAACUCUUCUUUAUCUUAGCCUGCAGUAGACAACAAAGACAAUCAAGAAGAAUGGAUGAAGAAUCUGUCAGUGAAGGAGUGGAUGAAGCUGUCAGUGAAGGAGUGGAUGAAGAAUCUGGCAGUGAAGAAAUAGACUAUAGUAGCCUUUCAGUGGACAUACUCAACAGUAUGGUCUCCAAGGAAACAGAGGAUGGAAGAACUGUACCAAGGGAUAUGUUUAUUGCUAGGGCAACAACACAGUGUAAUGCAAUGUUUCGGGGAGUUUCUUUUGGAUCCCGAUUUAUUCAAGCACUUAUCCAUGUCGUAAAAGAACAUUCAUAUAAAGAUGAUGUAAUGACACUUAUGGAAAAGAUGAACCAACUAGUAGAACCAAUUGAAAGACCCUUGGUAGAGUAUACAAAUAUUCUCCCCAAAAAGUUCUAUUUUUUUCACGCUUCUUCAGAACAGUCGCUAACAUUUACAUUGUAAAUUUUUUUUUUUUUGUGUUGAAAAAAUUUUUCAUAUUAGUAUAUACUGCUUUAAAAAAAGAAACAGACACCAUACAAGUAUUAUAAAAGUGACCCAAGGAGAAAGUUUGUUGUAAAAGUGGCUUAAUGUAUCAUUUUUUGAUUCCUUGUUUAAGUAACUGAAUGUUAUGCAAAUGUGUACGAGAGAACUAAUAUCAUACAUCUUUAAUUGAAUUGUCUGAAUGUUACACAAGUGUGUACAGGUGAUCUGAUAUCAUACAUCUUUAAAUGAAUUGUCUGAAUGUUACACAAGUGUGUACAGGUGAUCUAAUAUCAUACAUCUUUAAAUGAAUUGUCUGAAUGUUACACAAGUGUGUACAGGUGAUCUAAUAUCAUACAUCUUUAAUUGAAUUGUCUGAAUGUUACACAAGUGUUAUGAAAAUUCACCCAUCUUAAUAGGCAGUCAGUAUCACAUUGACUAACAUUGUGAUUUGAUUUGAGUUGAAAGGCAGCUGUCCAUGGCAUUAUUUAAUUGUUAAUUUACUGAAACAAAGCAAUCUUUCAAGUCUUGUAGAAAUGUA